CCCGGCCGCCCCCGCGCCCCGCGCCCCUGAGGCGGCCCGGGCCCGGCGGGAGCGGGCCGGGCCAUGCCGAGCAGGCCGCCUCGCCAGUUUGAAAGUACCUCUGCGCUCCCGACCGCGCUCCCUAAAUGGUUGUCGCUUCCCACCUCCCACGGAGGGAUGAGUUAGGCUGGAAGUGGCGCCGACGCGGGUCCCCGCGCAGAGCCCUCGGUAAGCCAAGAGAGAGCUGCUCCCUGGGUUGCUUCCUGCACCCUUCCCAAGUGUGAGCACAUCGCAGCCAGCACGGAGAAGGGCCUCCUCUUGUCUCCAAGGCACUUGCCUCUGCCUCCUGUUCUUUUGUCCAAAAGAAGGAAAAGCCAGACCAAAUCAGUCCAUAAAGAACUUGUGCUGAUCUAAGGAAGAGGCUCUGGAGUCUCUGUCACCUCUUUUCUUCCCAGGAUCCUGGCUGUGGGCUGGAUUUUCUGUCCUCAGCUUCAGGGGAUCAGUUACAGGGAAUCAGGAUCUCAGAAUCUUUUGGUUUUGCUUUUACUUGAACCCUUUCAACUGGGAAGCUGAAGCUAUCACUGCUAAAAUCCCAUUUUUUUUUCCCAAGCAUGUCAGAAAGCUGGCAGCAGCAACAGCAGCAACCACAGCAGCCGCCGCCACCGCAGCAGCACCACGCUGGGGCAGCCGCCCUCCCAGAGCACUCCAUCCCUCCCAGCACUGCUGACAACCCCUUGGGCUGUGCUGUCUACGGCAUCCUGCUCCAGCCGGACCCCGGACUGCAGCACCACCAGCACACCCCCAUCCAGGCUGGAGAGCCAUCCCACAAAUGUGGGGUGUGUGGCCAUGACCUCGCUCACCUCUCCAACCCCCAUGAGCACCAGUGCUUGCCAGGCCAUGACCGCUCUUUCCAGUGUACCCAGUGCCUGAAGAUCUUCCACCAGGCCACUGACCUUCUUGAACAUCAGUGUAUCCAGGUGGAGCAGAAGCCCUUUGUGUGUGGGGUUUGCAAGAUGGGCUUCUCCCUCCUGACCUCACUGGCGCAGCAUCACAAUGUCCACAACGGCAAUGCCAUGAAGUGCUCUAUCUGUGAGAAGACCUACAAGCCUCCCGAGGUAGAGCAUUCACAGGCUCUCGACCCCUCAGAGAAGCCCUACAGCUGCUCCAUCUGUCAGAAAACCUUCAAGCACCUCUCGGAGCUGUCCCGGCAUGAGCGCAUCCACACAGGUGAGAAGCCGUACAAGUGCACGCUGUGUGACAAGAGCUUCAGCCAGUCCUCCCACCUGGUGCACCACAAACGGACGCACAGCUCGGAGCGGCCCUACAAGUGCACGGUGUGCGAGAAGACCUUCAAGCACCGCUCCCACCUGGUGCGCCACAUGUACGCGCAUUCCGGGGAGCACCUCUUCAAGUGCAACGUCUGCGAGCUGCACUUCAAGGAGUCCUCGGAGCUGCUGCAGCACCCCUGCACGCCCAGCGGGGAGCGGCCCUUCCGCUGUGGGGAGUGCCAGAAGGCCUUCAAGCGUCCCUCGGACCUGCGGCAGCAUGAGCGCACGCACAGCGAGGAGCGGCCCUUCAAGUGCGACCUCUGCCAGAUGAGCUUCAAGCAGCAGUACGCGCUCAUGCGCCACCGCCGCACGCACAAGGCCGAGGAGCGCUUCAAGUGCAACCUGUGUGAGAAGGGCUUUGUGCAGCCCUCGCACUUGGUGUACCACCAGCACGUGCACGGCAUAGAGAACCUCUUCAAGUGCAACGUGUGCCAGAAAGGCUUCAGCCAGUCCUCAGAACUGCUGCGGCACAAGUGCGUGCAGAACGCGGAGCGGCCCUUCAAGUGCGCGGUGUGCAACAAGUCCUACAAGCGGGCCUCGGCUCUGCAGAAGCACCAGCUGGCCCACUGCGCUGAGAAGCCACUCAAGUGCACGCUCUGCGAGAGACGUUUCUUCUCCUCCUCGGAGUUCGUGCAGCACCGCUGCGACCCGGCCCGUGAGAAGCCCCUCAAGUGCCCCGACUGUGAAAAGCGGUUCAAGUACGCUUCGGACCUGCAGCGCCACCGGCGCGUGCACACGGGCGAGAAGCCCUACAAGUGCUCCUCCUGCGAGAAGGCCUUCAAGCAGCGUGAGCACCUCAACAAGCACCACAGCGUGCAUGCCCGGGAGCAGCAGUAUAAGUGCAUGUGGUGCGGGGAACGGUUCCUGGACUUGGGCCUGCUGCAGGAGCACAGCGUCCAGCACACGGCCGAGGGUGCCUACCAGGUGGCUGCCUGCUUGCCAUGAGCCUCCCGCCCCAUGGUGGUUUUCAGCUUGCAUGGGACGCUCCUGAGCCUUGGCCUCCCCUUCCCUCUCCUCGGUUGUAGGCAACCUCCAGGGAGUGUGGGGGAAAGGGGAGGUACGGUGUAUGGGCAGGUAAACUUUCCUCUGGCCUCAGUGGUUGAUAUGCCACCUGUAUCAAAGUAGCAACAGACGACAUGAACAUCUCAAAGGGGUGGAAAGGAAAGGAGGGAGGUGGAGAGAGGAAACUAUGGCUGUAGAUGCCUGGUGUUCCCUGGACUGUAGUUCAUGCUGUACCUGCAGUUCCAGUCCUGGGAGCUCAGCUGCCCGUUGCAGGCACCAGCUCUUUGUGUCCAGCCGUUUUCCCCUGCCCUGCCUGGCAGGGUUGGUGGGGAGGGCUGGGUGACUCUCCUCCUGGAGAGGGCUUAGGAGCAAGGCAGAGCCAGCCCUCCCUUCUCCCAGGGUGUGCUGCUUGGCAUGGAGGUUUCUGCUGCUGGGGUCUACCAACUUGGUCCAAGCUCAGUUGAGGGCACCAUUUCAGAUCAUUAGUGUUGAUUAACUGCCCCAACCUCCCCUGCUCUCCCUUCUUCUAGAGUGUUGAAAGGGAAAAGCCAUGGGGCUGCACAGCUCCAAAAAGCACUUUGGCAUUGCUGCUUUUGCAGUCGCUGGCUGUCACACUCUGCAAGGAUUUUGAGUGAGCCUGCCCGCCCACUGUCCCUGCCAGCUGCAUAGGGAACUGUAGGAAGCACUGUGCUGCUACCAGAAAGCAUGGCAAGAAGCACUGGGACAGUCUGCCCAGGAGGAGGUCGUGGAUUCUCCCUCUCUGGAGACAUUCAAGACCCACCUGGACAUACUUCUGUGUAGCCUGCUUUAGGUGAAUCUGACUUAGCAGGGAGGUUGGACUAGAUGAUCUCCAAAGGUCCUUCCAACCCUAACAAUUCCAUAAUUCUGUGACAGCAUUCAUACCCUGCUCCUGGCCAAGAGCUUGGCAUUCAAGAGCUGCUUCCCAAGGGACCUAGCCCUCCUGCUGAGCCUUGCCUCCAGUCCCCAACCCCUCGAGUACCCCUUGGGCUGUUAGUAGUACCUCCAGCAGGGUCAGGCAAAGGGCUGCCACAGCUCCAACACUAACAGGUGAGAUGAACACUACAAUAACCUACAACAGCAGAGGUGUUGCCAUGGCCAGCAGUAAUCCAUGGCACAUGCCAGGGGCUUGGUGUCUGAUUUGCUGGACGAACCAGAGCAAGCCAGGAGAAUCCUUUCUGGACUGCAGGCUCGGCUCCAUGGGGAGGGCAAGGUUAGCAGUGGCUAAAGGAGAAGUCUAUUUUUCCCCCUCUUGCAGGAGUCCUGUUUUACCCCUUUGCCCUUUCUUUACCUCGUCUGUAUUUUUCAGGUUUUGCACACUUCUUGUAAACAUCACUUAAAAAUAAAUCUCCCCUAGCAAGGUUGAUGCAGCCUCAGGUGUUUUCCUCUGCAGGAAUUUGCUGGCUUCUCAUGUCCAAGAGAUCCAUUACAUGUCAGUUAGAUGCCUUGAAGGUUGAAGAUGUGCUUACUAGGUUUCUCCCCAGCCUUCCCCUCUCCAUCUUUGGAGAUAAUAAGAUGUUAAGUAUCCAUCUGUGGAGAUGUUCAAUCCCUGAUUGGAUGUGGUCGUGGACAACCUGGUGUAGCUGACCCUGUGCAAGCAAGAAGUUGGACCUGAUGGUCUUCAGAGGUCCCUGCCAGCCUCAGCUCUUCUGUGGUGUUGGCUGGUGGUCUUGUGAGGUUGUAGUGAGCCUCAAGUAGUGAACAGCAGCCAGUAAGUUGCCCAUGUGCUGCACAAGUGAUUAGGACAAGGUUAAUAACUGUUGUCCAUGGCAAGUGUAGACAGAUUAACCUUGCAGAGGGUUGGACUGGGCCUGCAUCUCUGGUGGGGAGCACCUGUCGGAAAGGUGGAGAAAGGCUUUAGUUUUCCAUUUCCAGCAUGGUGAGGGGGAACAGAGCGUAUUUUCAGGGGCUGGGACGGUGCAGUGGCAGGUUAGACCCUGGGGCUGAGUCUUCUUCAUGUGCAACUUUAAGGAGAUUAAAACAGACUGUGCUCUCUGCUGCCCAAGGAAGAGGGACCCAUGAUGGUUAUCUUACUUUGUGCUGCCUCAAAGAUGUAGAACUUCCUACCAAGUUUUCCAUCUGUGUUUCUUUUUCCUCUUUUUUUGUUUUACCUUUUUUUUAAAAGCAGUUUGUUAAAAUUCAUUAAAAAUACUGUAUAGUUUAACUUGAUGUCAUACUGGAUCUUUAAAAAAAAAAAAAGAUGUGGUAACUUGGAUUUUUAAAGAGCUCUUUAGUUCUAGGUAGCUGGUUUUUGCUGUUUAGUAUGUAGUAAGUUCAGUGUAUGCUUUACUGUAGGAGUAAAAGAGAGUCCAAACCAAGGAAGGCUAAUCCUGUCUUUACAGAAGGGCUUGGUGGUGAUGGAGGCUGAGAGUGUGGGACCAGAUGAGGACUGUGGCACCCACCUGAAUCCUUGCUUUGCUCCUGCCUUGGGCCAUGGUUCACUCUGCUCUUGCCCAGCACAGCUGCCAGAGGUUCAGUGGUUGCCCUGAGCACUUGAGCACAGUGCUGGAAGCCAGGAUCAGUGCCCAGGGCUUGGAGCUUGCAGAGAGGCUCAUCUUCAGUAGGAGGAAGGUGUGAGAUGGAGGCGGCUGCAGCCUCCAUGGGUUUUUGUGGCUCUGCUGUUUCUUUCUGGGGCAGCUGCUGGCUAGAGGAGGGUUUGGAGAAAUCAUUAACUGGCUGUGCCCUGCUCUCUUCCCUCCCCAGGAGCCCGGUGGGCUGCUCGGGUGACCACCUGGUGCUUGGGGCAGAGGAGGAUGGUGGUGAGCCCCAGACACAGCUCCACACUAUGCGGUGGCCACGGAGCUGCCAGAUUCUGUCCCCUUGGUAUAGCUGGACAUAAGGACUGUUGGGGGGUGUUUCUCUUGUGCUGAGCAGCUGGGCAAGCCCUGGAUAUCCCAGUGAGGAGCUGUGGCUCUGCCUAGGGUGUGGCAACAGCCAAACAGUGCCCGGGGCAGAGAGUCUUGUCAGGGCUGUGUGCAUGGGGCCCCAUGCCAGGGAGAGAGGGGAUGCUGUGUAGAGCUGGGGGUGGAUGAGCCCAGGUCCAGGUCAGCUGGUGCCUGUGAAUAGGUGCCUCCAGGUUCAAAAGCAUCAUGCUGCAGGAUUAGAGCAUCAUUAUUAGGACUGGCCAUGAGUCCAUGAUGACUCGGUCUCUUGUUUCAUUUGCUGCCCUGCAACCGCCCAAAUCCUAUAGAAGCCCAAUGGAGAACAUGCAGCUGGAGCUUGGGGAUGGAGGACCUGUGCAGGGUGGGCCACUGAGAGCGUUUGGUAUAUUUUUAUAGGAGCAUUUUCUAGUUGGAAGCAGCAGUGUUGCCUACAGGGGGUAGGGGAAGCAGGUCCAUCUCUGUUGCUGUGCCUUUGGGUCGUGUUUUUUCCAGUGAGGUGAGAGGUGAUGGAAGUAGCAGUAAGCAUGUGUCAGGAGUGCUGUGCUCUGUGGGGAGACAGGGGCUGGCCUGGGACUGAUGUCCCUGGAGCAUCACACUGCAGAGCUCUCUGCUGACUGCUGGUGUUUCCUUUUCAAACCAAAGAGCAGUUGGGGCCAAAGGCCUUUGGGGAGUAAACCAUGUUUCUACUCUGUACCUGUUGCACUUCGCUUCUGGUGUUUAUUUCAAGCAACUUUCAUGCUCCUGCCUCUGCUUGGCCUCUUGCAUCCCUCACUGCCCUGCAGCACCUAAGAGAGUUGCUGUGCUGGAGCUGGUGUGCCAUCAGCCCCGUAGCAAGUGCUCGUGCCAGUUCAAGACCUAGUUGCCAGACCACCUGGGGAUGCUGUGUGGGGCUGGGUAGUGGGUGGUCCCUCCCGAGGGGUGGUUCUCUUUGACAGGCAGUCUGAGCAUAGGGUGCUACUGGGGAGGCAGCAGGGAGAGUUGGGUUGGGCAGAGGUUGUGUGGGUGUUGUCCAGGACGUAAAUCCUGCUCUCUAGGGCUCUUCCUCUGGCUUCCUGGGUCCAGGAAAGGGUAGUCUGUAACCUGGGCUUUUACUGACCUUCACUUCCCCUUAGCCUACCUACAGGAUGCCUCUAGCUGUCUCAGCCCCUUCCCUUCCACAGCUUAUACUUUUAAAAGACAUUCUCAGCUUCUUUUCUCUUUGUUCAGUUCUUUAUUUGUAAGCAGUGGUUUGUUUUUCAUUACAUUUUCUUCCCCUUUUCCAUACUGAUUGUGAAGUCUCUUCCUUCGUUCCCGCCUCCCUACGCUCCCCCAGCCCCAAAUUCCUUUCCCAGGCUGAGGUAGGAUCCAGGUGAUACCAAACCACUGAUGGUGAGAUCAGGUGUUUAGGACCUGAAUCUUGCUGGAAUCCAGUGGGUGCUUCUGGUCCUUCCCCACAAGAGGCCAUCCACUUCACUGGGCAUGGGUGAUGCCUGUGGCCUGGCAGCUUGGCUCGGCCAGAUCCUGCCCAUGCUCUGGCAAGCGAGUCCAAGCCAGGACCAAGGGCCAGAACAGAGCUGUAGGAAAUGGGGACUGGGGUGGGAGCAGCCAUUUGCAUGGUGGGUCCCUUUGUCACGUCUCCAAGGCUGGGGAUUAAGUCAAUGAAGGACUGUCAGACAUUCCUGGGGAGAUGUCGUGGCUCUGGGGUGGGCUCAGACGGCGCAGUUAGUUCCCCUGGGAGUGCCUGUGGAGCAGCUGUGUACAUCAAGCAGGUGACUGAGCUGAGUUAGCUGUGGCAGGGACACCCCUGGGACCAUGGGUAUGCCCAGGUGGCCCAGCCAGCUCUCCAGUGAGCAGAUGCCAUCUCUGCAAUCUGGGUGGGAGGAUGUGCAUGCUCUGGUCUUGGGGCUCAUGUGCUGGACUGGGCGACAAAGGGGAAAGCAUCCUCUGACAGAGUUUUGGGACCAUCUCUGGGUGCUCAAGCCUGCCCUUGCAGGGAGGAGAGGAGGGAGUAGAACACUUUCUGCACUUCCUUGGGUAUUUACCAUCAAGUCCAGGCUGCAGCUGAAGCCUGGCCAUUAAAAAAUAGACAAAACCCUCUUGUUGCACUUCAGAGUUUGACUCUUUCUCCAUUGGGUGGCAAGUUCACCUGUGGGAAGGUUCCUGUGCAUGCAGGUGAAAUGCUGAGGUUCAAUAAGGGCAGGCCAGUGAGGGUUGGGGCUGGCAGCUCCUCCUGGGCCCGGUGAGCACCCAUCUUCUCCCCAGCUGCCCGGCUUCCUCCGCACCAUCUCAUGGCAGCUGCCUCUGACACUUCCUGGGUGUGAAGAUGCUGCUCUCACAGAGUGCCUGGGAUGCUCAGUGGGGAGAGCAGGACCCCAGGUGGGAGCUGGACCAUGGGCUUGUCUCUGAGUGCCUCCAAGCCGUGGAUCUGAGGGACUUCAUGGUCAGUGAGGUUCUUGGGCUCCUCCCCAACCCAUGGUCAUGACUCCGGUAGAGUUCCCAGGGCUGUUGGAAGUUGCGGCCAAGGUUGCUGGGGUUUGUGUGGCUUGCAGUGCCUUUAACACUGCUCUCCGUGUGUUUCUAAGAUGAUACUCCAUGUAUGUGUGUAUAUAUAUUGUAAUAACACAUCCCGCUCUUCUGUGUGAGUGUCAAAUGUUUUUGCUUUACUAAUAAAUUUAUAGUUAUUUAUA
Messenger RNA from Corvus hawaiiensis (hawaiian crow), 7875 nucleotides. RefSeq names its product zinc finger protein 319 (gene ZNF319). NCBI's taxonomy places the organism in Eukaryota, Metazoa, Chordata, Aves, Passeriformes, Corvidae. Bases 591 to 2252 code for a protein of 553 amino acids. The transcript has 2 exons. Gene Ontology annotation, biological process: regulation of transcription by RNA polymerase II. Gene Ontology annotation, molecular function: DNA-binding transcription factor activity, RNA polymerase II-specific; RNA polymerase II cis-regulatory region sequence-specific DNA binding. The record is from RefSeq and is a predicted model, not a curated record.